UCGAAUCUCCCUUCCCAACCCGAAAGUGCGUUUCGGCCGAGCCUGGAGGGACCCAGCUGAAGCCUGGCCUGGGAGCCAGGAUGGCCACCCACAAAACCUUGCUGAUGUGCCUAGGACUGCCUCUCUUCCUCCCAGGAGCCUUGGCCCAGAGUCAUGCCCCACCUGGUUGCAGCCCAGACCUGGACCCCCUCUACUACAACCUUUGUGACCGCUCCGGAGCCUGGGGCAUUGUCUUAGAGGCAGUGGCCGGGGCGGGCAUCAUCACAACAUUUGUGCUAACCAUCAUCCUUGUGGCUAGCCUUCCGUUUGUGCAGGACACUAAGAAGCGGAGCCUCCUGGGGACCCAGGUGUUCUUCCUGCUGGGCACCCUGGGCCUCUUCUGCCUUGUGUUUGCCUGCGUGGUGAAGCCGGACUUCUCUACCUGUGCCUCUCGACGCUUCCUCUUUGGGGUCCUGUUUGCCAUCUGCUUCUCCUGCCUGGUUGCCCACAUCCUUUCCCUCAACUUCCUAGCCCGGAAGAACCAUGGGCCCCGAGGCUGGGUGAUCUUCACUGUGGCUCUGCUGCUCACCCUGGUGGAGGUCAUCAUUAACACCGAGUGGCUGAUCAUCACCCUGGUACGAGGAGGUGGCCAGGUUACCCCUCUGGUCAAUGGCAGUGCCGACUGGACCAUGACCUCCCCCUGUGCCAUUGCGAACAUGGACUUUGUCAUGGCCCUCAUCUAUGUGAUGCUGCUACUGCUGGGGGCCUUCCUAGGAGCCUGGCCCACCUUGUGUGGCCGCUUUAAGCGCUGGCGGAAGCACGGGGUCUUUGUGUUGCUCACCACAGCCAUCUCCAUUGCCAUCUGGGUGGUAUGGAUUGUCAUGUACACCUACGGCAACGAGCAGCACCAUAGCCCCACCUGGGAUGACCCCACGCUGGCCAUUGCCCUCGCUGCCAAUGCUUGGACCUUUGUCCUCUUCUAUGUCAUCCCUGAGGUCUCCCAGGUGACCAAACCUAGCCCAGAACAGAGCUACCAGGGGGACAUGUACCCUACUCGAGGGGUGGGCUAUGAGACCAUCCUGAAGGAGCAGACGGGCCAGAGCAUGUUUGUGGAGAACAAGGCAUUUUCUAUGGACGAACCAGCCUCAGCAAAGAGACCGGUGUCACCUUAUAGUGGCUACAAUGGACAGCUGCUGACCAGUGUGUACCAGCCCACCGAGAUGGCCCUGAUGCACAAAGGCCCGUCCGAAGGUGCAUACGAUGUCAUCCUCCCACGGGCCACCGCCAACAGCCAGGUGAUGGGCAGUGCCAACUCAACCCUACGAGCUGAAGACAUGUACCUGGUCCAGAGCCACCAGGUGGCCACACCACCAAAAGACGGCAAGAUCUCUCAGGAUCAGGCCCCGAACAAUAUAACAAGAUGGUAGAUGCCCUCUUCCCUGGACCACACCUCAUCCGGAUCUCUCAUUGCUCUGCCUCCAGCUGAGCAGGGCCCAGCAGCUUUCCCAUCUUUGUCCUUGGAGCUGGGAGGGACCAGAGGCCACCAGUUUGAAGCAGUGGACUGAGUGGGGACCUUGGGAUAGGCCUGAAGCACGUGACAUGCUCACAGGGCCUCCUGUCCCUUGCCCAUCCCAGCCUCCUGGUACCCAAGACACCACAGCUAUAGGGAGUUAACUAUUGACUUCCAUCUCCUGCCUUAACACAUCCCCCAGGUCACAGAGUCUUGUGUCCCCAUGUGGUUCUCCAGGUUAUUGUCCCGCUGUGAACGUCAGGUGCAUGACGGACCUUCUUGACCAUGUUGGUGACCUGUGUUAGUGUGUCUCACAAUGCACGUCAGAUGAAUCUUUGUGAGUCUCUGGAGAUAAGCCACACAGAAGUUGUCCCUUGCCCUACUUAGGGCUUGCUGCACCUCCUAGACUGGAAGGUCACUAGCUAGGUUGGGCAAGCUGUUUCUCAUGGCCUGAGGGUCCCAGGUCCCAACACCUUUGAACCUGGACUGAGUCUACUAUACCUUCAGUGGGUCGUGUCCCCUCACCAGGGCAGGACCAGUCUGCCUGUUCUGUCCUCACUGCUACCCAUCAGCAUUGAAGAUGGCAGUUACACCCGGGAAAGCUUUUGUCCUGCAGCCCUACUGCACAGAGAACCCCCAUCAGAGUUGAAGAGCCACAGGGGUGCUAGGACUUUGCACCAUUUCUAUAUCUCAGUUAAUCCCUUGGCUGAAUCACCCCCUACUCUGCUUUCCGGUUUCUGUGCCAGCUCCCAGGGCAGCUCCUGGGACAGGUGCAGAUGUGCAUGUCUCUGACUUACCCGGAUCUCACAGGUUCUGGAGGUACCUGCUUGGGUUACCAGGACAUACGUGGGUGGGGUCUGGCAGUACCCUUAGGAGACGGUGGGUGGGAGUCAGGGCUGCAUUCUCAGGGUGAAUUGAGCCUUUCCUGUGUCCGACUGGUGGGAUGUGGGCUCCAGGACUGCAGAUCGAUUAUGGAAAGUUUUCUUAAAUUUCUACCUCAGCUUGGGCAGCAGAUGUCCUUGGGACACCUGGACGUGCUCUGUUGCUUUCAUCAUUAGAGGAGUGUCCUUGGCCUUAGGAUAUGCACCCGAGGGAUUCGAUGGCCACCCAGGUCAGAGAGGGCCAUUUUUAGGCCUGCAAGCUGCUGGCACCAGCCGCUGAGAUGGCGUCAUGGUACCAGACCCUGGAACUGAGAUCUGCAGAGCAUCGUUCUUUGUUCUACGCUUGGGUACCAGACAGAGCCUCUUCUGGGGACCCCCCCUAAGUGUGCUAACCUGGCCCUUAGCCCAGUCCUGCUUAGUGCCAAGGUAGAUGAGUGGAUUCCCCGGAGGGCGCCCCGUGCCUAGUUCUCAUACUGUCCCCAGCAGCCUGUGCCUUUUAUCACUGGGUGAAAGAUUCCCAUAGAGUAAGAGUAUACCUCUGAAUGUGACUCACUCCUCCUGCCUUGAGCUCUCUUCUGAAUGACGAUGCUCAAUCCUUCCAUAAGGAAGGGGUCUCCACGCACCUCACGCUGUUCUUGAUCUAGAGCCUCAAGAUCUGCCGCAGUAAGUAAGGGACAAGUUUGCUGUCUUAAGUGAGUCCUUUAGGACUCACAAAGCCCCAGAUCCCUAGGUGUGUAUCCUGUGGCGGGUGUGGCUGUGUUUAAAGACCAAGUCCUGCCUGCAGAUGAAGCUGAGGAGUGAUGGGCUCCUGGAGGAUACAGGCCUGCCUGGAUUUAGGAGUGUCUUGGUUACCCUGCGUCUCCUAGUUCCGGUUCCAGUGGAGAAGUACAUUUUUUAGGAGGGUUGGGGGGUCUCCCAAUUGACAGCUCUGUAUCAUGCACAAGCCUUGAAUGGGAGACAUCUAGUAGGUCCAGGCUUGAUGCAAGCUCAUCAUCUGCAGGCCACUAUCCCUUGAUAGUUGUCACACUGACACUGUUAAAUCCUGUAGUGGAUGUAAAGGGAGGUUCUACCUUGUAACUACUCAGAAUUAAAUGACUGCCCUUUC
Messenger RNA from Arvicanthis niloticus (Nile rat), 3475 nucleotides. It is a transcript of the gene Gprc5c, whose product is annotated as G protein-coupled receptor class C group 5 member C. Gene Ontology annotation, molecular function: protein kinase activator activity; G protein-coupled receptor activity. Gene Ontology annotation, biological process: G protein-coupled receptor signaling pathway. NCBI's taxonomy places the organism in Eukaryota, Metazoa, Chordata, Mammalia, Rodentia, Muridae. The record is from RefSeq and is a predicted model, not a curated record. Gene Ontology annotation, cellular component: plasma membrane; signaling receptor complex; intracellular membrane-bounded organelle.